Apodemus sylvaticus (European woodmouse) is the source of this 1596-nucleotide messenger RNA. It is a transcript of the gene Snai3, whose product is annotated as snail family transcriptional repressor 3. The transcript is spliced from 3 exons. Gene Ontology annotation, molecular function: RNA polymerase II cis-regulatory region sequence-specific DNA binding; DNA-binding transcription factor activity, RNA polymerase II-specific. The coding region runs from base 38 to 901 and encodes 287 amino acids. NCBI's taxonomy places the organism in Eukaryota, Metazoa, Chordata, Mammalia, Rodentia, Muridae. Gene Ontology annotation, biological process: regulation of DNA-templated transcription. The record is from RefSeq and is a predicted model, not a curated record.
GCAGGCUCUAGACUCUGCCUGCUCUCGGGAGGGGACCAUGCCGCGCUCCUUCCUGGUGAAAACGCACUUCAGUCACAGGGUCCCCAACUACGGGAAACUGGAGACACUGAGAGAAGCUAAUGGCUCCUGCUCCGCCUGUGAGGGGCCAGUGGGGUCCCGCCACCAGCCAGACAAGGAGGCCCCUUGCAAUCCCAGCGACCCUCUACAGCCUUGGGACAGUACCUCUGCCGUCGCCUGCAUCUCCCUGCCUCUUCUGCCACAUCACGGAGAAACUCUGGGAGCCUCUGAACCGGGACCUCAGGAAAUCAGCUGGGUGGGCCCUCGGGCUGGCCAGGCCCCCAGUAUGACUCUCAAAGACAGCUUCAAUCUGCCCCCAUUGUUGGUGCUGCCCACACGCUGGCCUCCAAUCCUGGGCCCAGAUGGUGCUCUAGAUGAACAUCUCAGGGCUGAGGGGCCAUGUCGAGUCCCAGGUGGUUUUGAGUGCAUCCACUGCCGCAGGCCGUAUCACACGCUGGCGGGCCUGGCCAGGCACCAGCAGCUGCACUGCCAGUUGUCGACUGAGCGCACCUUCACCUGUAGGUACUGUGACAAGGAGUAUGCCAGCCUGGGUGCCCUCAAGAUGCAUAUCCGCACCCACACGCUGCCCUGCAUUUGUAAGGUGUGUGGCAAGGCCUUCUCCAGGCCCUGGCUGCUCCAGGGCCACAUCCGCACCCACACAGGUGAGAAGCCUUAUACCUGUUCUCACUGCAGCAGGGCCUUUGCUGACCGUUCCAACCUGAGGGCCCAUCUGCAGACUCACGCUGGUACCAAGAAGUACAGGUGCACGGUGUGCCCCAAGGCCUUCUCCCGCAUGUCCCUCCUGGCACGGCAUGAGGAAGCCGGCUGCUGUCCUGGCCCCUAGGGGGGCACAGCAGAGUGGAGGGGCCACACCUGACAAUAUUCUCGGUGGUUCUGUCAUCCAGGACAGGGCCCAGCUCCCUGUGUCCUGCCAGAACCACGCCCAGUGGAGCCUUUGGGCGUCUUUCCCUAAGGCCUGUGUUGAGAGGACACUUAUCACCACAAGGCUCACCAAAAUAACCAACGUUUUCAGUUUGGCCUGUCUGCUGGACCUGUUCCAAAAAGGAGCAUCUAUUGGGAAACAGCUAACACUAGACAAAACCCACCAUGACACCAACUGUCCUGGCCACCUGGGUCCCUUUGUGUGCAACUUGGAAUGACCAUUUUUACUUGAGAGCACAAUGUGUGUCUAACCUUGGAAAGCACAGCUACCUCUCCGCCGGCCUCUGUUGCCUAUACCUUGGGGCUGGAGACACAUUUUCUCCUGCCCCUUGUGUGCACAUGCGUGUGUAUACACAAGCACACAUACACCCUGGCCCCUCCCUGUAAGAUGGGGCAGGGCCGGGGAGGACUGGGCUGAAGCCAGGUCCCACCUCACCUUUCCUCAGCAUUGCUGUCCUGCUGGCCUCAGUGGCUGGUUAACAUCUCAGGAGAGCAGCUGUGGGUAAUAAAGAGCCUUCACACUCGGGCCUCCUGUCUCAAGCCUUGACAUCUUGAGUCUUUACCGAUGCCCUGGAUCUGUGGAGGAGGCAGAAUUUC